ACUGGCCGGAUAAAAUUUGUUAGAGGGAGUACGUACGUAUAUGAGGAGCUAGCUAGCUAGCAUGCGACCGACCACUAAGCUAUGGACGGAGAAUCCGAGAAGAAUGGCGGUAGUAAGUAUGAAGCAGUGGCGGAACGGUGCCGGAAUCUGGAGGCGAGCUUGGCCACGCUCCGGGAACAGUUCCACGAACUUUCUUCUGGCGGCAGCGGCCGCCAAGAGCAGAUGAUGAUGGCGGCGGCGGCAGCGUCAGCUGAUUUGGCAGCAGCCGCAGGGCGAGGCGGCGACGAUGCGAGGUGGUUGUCGUCGUCAUAUCCGGGAUGGGGUAACGUCAGUGGGGCUUUCCUUUCCGGCGGGAGCCCGUACAAGAAGAUAUUGGAUUGCAUGGGCCACGCACUUCACGUUUCCAGGCCCACCUCCACUCACGACAUCAUCUACUGGAACAAAUGUGCUGAAAAACUGUAUGGAUACAAGGAGGAUGAAGUACUGGGGGAGAGUGGAAUAGAGCUGCUGGCGAGUGAGGAAGAUGAUCAUGAAUGGAUUAGAAGCAUAGAGGAGCGGAUACGGUCGCGCAACGAUUCCUGGUCGGGUCUCUUUCCCUGCAAGAAAAGGUCCGGUCACACAUUCAUGGCAAUGGUGACAAAGACUCCACUGUAUGACGACGACGACGAUGAUGAGGUUUCGGGCGUGAUCACUGUUUCAAGUGAUGCCUCUAUAUUGAACAUCGCGGUUUCGCCAACAUUGUAUCCCAGACGCUUCCGAAAAACACCCCAUUCCCGCCCCCCUGUUGCAUCAUAUGUCGCCAAUUUGGCAGCAGCGAAGGUCUUCUUCUCAAAGCUGAACAUCGCGGGGAUUGUGAAACUGGGGAAGGACAAGUUUGGGAACAAAUAUCAGCCAAAUGGUUGCCGCCUCUCCAGUUCAGCAAGCAAGGAAGCAGCUGCUGGCUAUAUACCUACACACACUCCCAUUAUUAAUAUUGAAAACAAAAUGUUGUCAAGAGAUGCAAUUCAGCAGCCACAGCCGCAGUUAGAAUACAAUCCACAGUCUCCAAAGAAGGUGGAGCUUGUUGUGGGCAGUAGCAACAGAGACGAUUUGCUAAACAAAAUUAAGAAUCGGAUUGGAAACUAUGAAAUUCGAUGGGAAGAUAUAAGCUUGAAGGAGGAGAUUGGGCAAGGUUCAUUUGGCACCGUGCAUCGUGGGAUCUGGAAUGGAUCGGAUGUGGCGGUGAAGGUUUAUCGUGGACAAGAAUUUAGCGAGGGAACCUUGCUCGACUACAAGAAAGAGAUUGACUUAAUGAAGAGACUUAGGCACCCAAAUGUGUUGCUAUUUAUGGGGGCAGUUUCAUCACAAGAAAAAUUAGCCAUUAUAACAGAAUUCUUACCCAGGGGAAGCCUAUUCAAAACACUACACAAGAACAGCCAACAUCUAGACAUCAGGCGACGUCUAAGGAUGGCACUGGACGUGGCUCGAGGCAUGAAUUAUUUGCAUACUAGGAAUCCACCCAUAGUGCAUAGAGACCUGAAAUCUUCAAACUUACUCGUUGACAAGAGCUGGACAGUGAAGGUGGGAGAUUUCGGGCUGUCAAAACUGAAAAACGCGACGCUGCUUAGUGCUAGAUCUGGGAGAGGAACUCCCCACUGGAUGGCUCCUGAAGUCCUUCGAAAUGAACAUUCAACUGAGAAGUGUGAUGUGUUCAGUUUCAGCGUCGUUUUGUGGGAAUUGAUGACGGAGUCCAUACCUUGGAGCACACUUAGCCCGUUACAGGUUGUGGGAGUAGUGGGGUUCAUGGACAGGAGACUGGAGGUUGGAGAAGACAUGGAUCCCAGGGUGUCUUCCAUCAUUCAAGAUUGUUGGCAAAGCGUCCCGGAACAUCGGCCAUCCUUUCACGACAUCAUCCCCAGGGUGGUGGAUGUCAUUCAGGCGUAUAGCACCGGGAAAAGCUCAGGUUCUUAAUCGUCGAUCAUCAUAUGACUGGAACUGGGAGCUACCAUCUGUCAUUUCCCGUUUUUUUGCAUUCUGUUGUUGAAUGUUGAUGCAGUUCUGGAACGUUAAACUGUUCUUCACAGUCACUAGUCCAUGAUACGACACAAAUUUAAGAUGAACCAAAUUUAAGAUCCACGUGACUCCGGUACCACAGAGGUUUGUACUGUGCACAAAUGAUGAUCUAAAUUGCACAAUUUUAUCAGGUCAAAUGAAGAGCCAUAUGGGAG
Molecule: messenger RNA, 2207 nt
Organism: Cuscuta campestris
Lineage: Eukaryota; Viridiplantae; Streptophyta; Magnoliopsida; Solanales; Convolvulaceae
Source: the annotation of a GenBank genome assembly